Molecule: messenger RNA, 582 nt
Organism: Helobdella robusta
Lineage: Eukaryota; Metazoa; Annelida; Clitellata; Rhynchobdellida; Glossiphoniidae
Exons: 1
Coding region: 1-582 (193 amino acids)
Biological process (GO): regulated exocytosis
Cellular component (GO): trans-Golgi network membrane; lysosomal membrane
Source: RefSeq, a predicted model, not a curated record
AUGGCCAGAAUCCCAGUAACGGAAGAGCCGGUAGAUUUAAAAGCAGUUGGAAACAGGAUAAUGAAGAGGGUUUUGUUUACGAUUUUCAUUAGCGGGGUCAUAACCUACCUCUACUACCACUACGCCCCGAUCAAAACGAGAAAUUUCGAUUCAGUGGGGGACAAAAUAGCCUAUGUUAUCCAGUGCAAUCUGCUGUCCGUCUGCUUCAUUAUGCGCGUGGUGCACAAAAUAGGCGAUACCAGACGAAAAUCCAAUCAAGUUAAUCCCCUAUCAAGUAAAGAUCUACACAAGAUCGAUGUGGCGGUUAGGGUACUUCAAAAUACCUUGGAACAGUUCGUUAUCAACAUAUUCCUGCAGUUGAUUAGUGUAACAUGGUUCGGGAGCGACGAAAUGAAGUUGAUCCCGAUUUGCGCGUUUUGGUUUUUGUUGGGAAGGAUUCUAUUCUGGAUCGGCUACAACGAUCCGUCCGAUAGUCGGACGAAACGAGCCUACGGAUUCGCACUAACAUUUUUUCCGUCAGUUGUUCUCGCCAUGUUUUGCAUCUUCAUGUUUUUUUGGGACAUUUAUUUGGCGUAUUUUUAG